Messenger RNA from Myotis brandtii (Brandt's bat), 2912 nucleotides. It is a transcript of the gene SLC30A5, whose product is annotated as solute carrier family 30 (zinc transporter), member 5. Gene Ontology annotation, biological process: zinc ion transport; transmembrane transport; intracellular zinc ion homeostasis. Gene Ontology annotation, cellular component: membrane; Golgi apparatus. Bases 156 to 2234 code for a protein of 692 amino acids. NCBI's taxonomy places the organism in Eukaryota, Metazoa, Chordata, Mammalia, Chiroptera, Vespertilionidae. The transcript is spliced from 16 exons. Gene Ontology annotation, molecular function: zinc ion transmembrane transporter activity. The record is from RefSeq and is a predicted model, not a curated record.
GAAACCAAAGUACAAUCAGAUUCACGAAAUAUAUUGUGUUACUAUGUUUCACUAAAUUCUUGAAGGCAGUGGGACUUUUUGAAUCAUAUGAUCUCUUAAAAGCAGUUCACAUUGUUCAGUUCAUUUUUAUAUUAAAGCUUGGGACUGCAUUUCUUAUGGUUUUGUUUCAAAAGCCAUUUUCUUCUGGAAAAAGUAUUACCAGACACCAGUGGAUCAAAAUAUUUAAACAUGCAGUUGCUGGGUGUAUCAUUUCACUCUUGUGGUUUUUUGGCCUCACUCUUUGUGGACCACUAAGGACUUUGCUGCUAUUUGAACACAGUGAUAUUGUUGUCAUCUCCCUACUCAGUGUUUUGUUCACUGGUUCUGGAGGAGGACCAGCAAAGACAAGGGGGGCUGCUUUUUUUAUUAUUGCUGUGAUCUGCCUAUUGCUUUUCGACAAUGAUGAUCUCAUGGCUAAAAUGGCUGAACACCCUGAAGGACAUCAUGACAGCGCUCUAACUCACAUGCUUUACACAGCCAUUGCCUUCUUAGGUGUGGCAGAUCACAAGGGCGGAGUAUUAUUGCUAGUACUGGCUUUGUGUUGUAAAGUUGGCUUUCAUACAGCUUCCAGAAAGCUCUCUAUAGAUGUUGGUGGAGCCAAACGUCUUCAAGCUUUAUCCCAUCUUGUUUCUGUGCUUCUCUUGUGUCCAUGGGUCAUUGUUCUUUCUGUGACAACUGAGAGUAAAGUCGAGUCUUGGUUUUCUCUCAUUAUGCCUUUCACAACGGUUAUCUUUUUAAUCAUGAUCCUGGAUUUCUAUGUUGAUGCCAUUUGUUCAGUCAAAAUAGAAGUUAACAAAUGUGCCCGCUAUGGAUCCUUCACCAUUUUCGUUAGUGCUCUACUUUUUGGAAAUUUUUGGACGCAUCCAAUAACAGACCAGCUCCGGGCUAUGAACAGAGCAGCACACCAGGAGAGCACUGAACACGUCCUGUCUGGAGGAGUGGUAGUGAGCGCUAUAUUCUUCAUUUUGUCUGCUAACAUCUUAUCAUCUCCCUCUAAAAGAGGACAGAAAGGUACCCUAAUUGGAUAUUCUCCUGAAGGAACACCUCUUUAUAACUUCAUGGGUGAUGCUUUUCAGCAUAGCUCGCAAUCCAUUCCUAGGUUUAUUAAGGAAUCACUAAAACAAAUUCUCGAGGAGAAUGACUCUAGGCAGAUCUUUUACUUCUUGUGUUUGAAUCUGCUUUUUACCUUUGUGGAAUUAUUUUAUGGCGUGUUGACCAAUAGUCUGGGUCUGAUCUCAGAUGGAUUUCACAUGCUCUUUGACUGCUCUGCUUUGGUCAUGGGACUUUUUGCUGCCCUAAUGAGUAGAUGGAAAGCAACUCGGAUUUUCUCCUAUGGGUAUGGCCGAAUAGAAAUUCUCUCUGGCUUUAUUAAUGGACUUUUUCUAAUGGUAAUAGCUUUCUUUGUGUUUAUGGAGUCAGUGGCUAGAUUAAUUGAUCCUCCGGAACUAGACACACACAUGUUAACACCAGUCUCAGUUGGAGGACUGAUAGUAAACCUUAUUGGUAUCUGUGCCUUUAGCCAUGCCCAUAACCAUACCCAUGGAGCUUCUCAAGGAAGCUGUCACUCAUCUGAUCACAGCCAUUCACACCAUAUGCACAGCCACAGUGACCAUGGGCACGGUCACAGCCAUGGAUCUGCAGGCGGAGGCAUGAAUGCUAACAUGAGGGGUGUAUUUCUACACGUUUUGGCAGACACACUUGGCAGUGUUGGUGUGAUUGUAUCCACAAUUCUUAUAGAGCAGUUUGGAUGGUUCAUUGCUGAUCCCCUCUGCUCUCUUUUUAUUGCUAUAUUAAUAUUUCUCAGUGUUGUUCCACUGAUUAAAGAUGCUUGUCAGGUUCUACUUCUGAGACUGCCGCCAGAAUAUGAAAAAGAAUUACAUCUUGCUUUAGAAAAGAUACAAAAAAUUGAAGGAUUAAUAUCAUACCGAGACCCUCAUUUUUGGCGUCAUUCUGCCAGUAUUGUGGCAGGAACAAUUCAUAUACAGGUGACAUCUGAUGUGCUGGAACAAAGAAUAGUACAGCAGGUUACAGGAAUACUUAAAGAUGCUGGAGUAAACAAUUUAACAAUUCAAGUGGAAAAAGAGGCAUACUUUCAACAUAUGUCUGGCCUAAGUACCGGAUUUCAUGAUGUCCUGGCUAUGACAAAACAAAUGGAGUCCAUGAAAUACUACAAAGAUGGCACUUACAUCAUGUGAGAUAACCGGGAAUUACCUCUGGAGUGUAAACAAUGAAGAUUAAAUGACUAAGUAUUUAGAAUAUUGCCAGAAGGAAGAAAAUUGCACACAAUUGUACAGAAACAUUUUGCCAUAUUUGAAAAACAAAAUUAAAGUUCCCUACUAUUGGAUCAAGGAAUCUUAAAGGAAAUUUAAAUACAGAAUGGAGCAUUCAUUGUUCAAGUAAAAUCAUUAUUUGAAUUAUAUAUAUAACAAGAAUCUUGAAAUUUGAGUGAACAUGAUAUAUCACAUCAUCUUUAAAGAUGAACAUAUAAUGACGGAAUCAAGUGAAGACCAAAAUUACUUCUGUGUUUACUUUGUGCCAGAAAGCAUCUCCAUUGUAAAUAAUGUAUGUACAUGUUUAUUACAAAGACCCAAAUGAAAAAUUUAGUCGAUCUUUUUGCAUAGCCCUAGGAUAAAAAAAGAAUAAAAGUUCUAUAUUUAUGGAUUUUCUGUAUAUAAAACUAGUUUCUAAUUAAAACUUAAAUCCAUUAAGUAAAAUCUGUAUUGCCACUUUAAAUGUAAAGUAAAUUAUUUGGGAGAAACUUCAACCACUGAUAAUGAGACAAGCAGUGAGAACAGGGAAGUAUAACUACAGUUUUUGAUGUAUUACAAAAACCAACCACUCUGUAAAAUAAAUUUUUUUUACUUUUGGUAAUA